Molecule: messenger RNA, 874 nt
Organism: Chaetomium fimeti
Lineage: Eukaryota; Fungi; Ascomycota; Sordariomycetes; Sordariales; Chaetomiaceae
Exons: 2
Coding region: 199-726 (175 amino acids)
Source: RefSeq, a predicted model, not a curated record
UUGAAGUUUGGAACUUGUUUCUCAUUCCCCGCUUUCCAGGCACUCAGCCACAGGCACGGAACCACUUGCAGAACCAAGGUUUUGCCAGACAACGCGUUCCCAGACCCUGGUCGUUGGAUAGGUACCGACGCUUCUGUGUGGCGAUACGCCGAGCGACAGUGUUCGGCGUCUUGGCAAAGUUGUUGGUUCAUCGUUGCAAUGGCUAACCAGUACCUCCGAGCCAAGGCAGUAUCCGAGUUGGUCUCCGCGCCCCCUCUUCAUUGCACUGCUACUGUAAACGUCCGGUCGUUAUCCCUCUCACAUCGUCUUACCGCCACACAUACAACUCAAGCUUUCACGGACGACAUGGUCAACCAAAAGAACGACGACAACGUUCCCCCGGCACCCCCGACCGCCGUUUGCACCCCUCUCGAGCGCCGGCUGACAUCCUGGUGCUGCUUCUUCUUCGUCCUGGUGUGCAACGCCCUGCUCCGCCUCUUUCUCUGGCCAUACCUCACGGGCAGUCGGUACAUGGUCUUCAUCGUCGUCGGCACGCGGAUCCCCGUGGGCCUGUCGUGGCUGCGGCUCCAUGAAUAUCUGACCGGAGAAAAGGAGAUGAAUCCUUGGGUUGGAUUGGUUAUCGGCCACCUGCCCAUACUGCUAGUUGAUCUUGGGUUGGGGAGUUGCUAUGUGAGUUGCACCGCAAGUUGUAAGGGUUUCUGUGGCAACGAUAGGAGAAAGGGAUGAAAAGUGGAAAAUGUGCAUUCCCGACCCACCGUAGCAAUGUCGAAAGAGCUGGUAAUACCUUGGGAAGUUGGGAAGCUUGGAACUCAACUUUACAUCUUGGUCAAGCCGUCUAGAGUAGGGGUAUAAACGUUAGUUGGCUCGGGAGAUG